AUGAAUUGCUUUCCUUGUUUUACCUCUCAAAAGAGUAAGAAAAGCAAUAGCAGGAGGGAAAAUGGGGUUGCACCACCUCAAGAAAAUAAUAACCUUAUAACCAGAACACCAGAUAUCAAGAAACCAAAGCCAGCUGAUGAUCCAAACCAAGUUGACACAUCAAAUAUUCAAGCACAAAAUUUCACAUUUCGCGAGUUAGCAAUCGCAACAAAGAAUUUUCGUCAAGAAUGUUUGAUGGGUGAAGGUGGUUUUGGUAGAGUUUACAAAGGAACAAUUCCUGCAACAGGACAGGUGGUAGCAGUGAAGCAACUUGAUCGAAAUGGGAUUCAAGGAAGUAAAGAAUUUCUGGUUGAGGUUUUGAUGUUGAGUCUCUUAAACCAUGAAAAUCUUGUCAAACUCACUGGUUAUUGUGCUGAUGGCGAUCAACGUCUUUUGGUCUAUGAAUUCAUGUCGGGGGGCUCUCUAGAAAGUUGUCUUCUUGAGCGAAAAAAUGAUCAAGAUCCAUUAGAUUGGUAUAGCAGAAUGAAAAUAGCAUCUAAUACUGCAAAAGGAUUGUGGUACUUGCACGACAAGGCAAAUCCUUCAAUUAUAUACAGGGACUUGAAAUCGUCGAACAUUUUGCUUGAUAAGGAUCUUAAUGCAAAACUAUCUGAUUACGGACUUGCCAAACUUGCUGGUAAAGAUAAGGCUAACAUUGUGCCUACAAGAGUCAUGGGUACUUAUGGUUAUAGCGCCCCUGAGUAUGUAAGAACAGGUAACCUCACCUUGAAAUCAGAUGUGUACAGUUUUGGAGUUGUCUUGCUAGAGCUCAUUACUGGAAGACGAGCCGUUGACACCACAAGAUCGCACGACGAGCAAAAUCUAGUUUCAUGGGCACAACCAAUAUUUAGAGAUCCUAAAAGAUAUGGAGAUAUGGCAGAUCCAAAUCUGAAUAAAAAUUAUCCAGAAAAGGAUCUGAAUCAAGUUGUUGCAAUUGCAGCCAUGUGCUUACAAGAGGAAUCAGCAGCGCGUCCUUUGAUGAGUGAUGUUGUAACUGCUUUGAGUUUUCUUUCCACUUCUCCUCCUCCAGAAGCUGUUCCUGCACCUCUUCCACCUCCCAAUUGUACCUCCCAAAAGAGUGUUGCCACUGCCGAUGAAAGUGAGAGCGAAGAUGAUAAUGACAGCCAUAGUUCCGAUGAAGAGCGUUCUGUUCAUGAGGAUAAAAAGUCUAUUACAGCAACUAGCGCAAAACACCAAGAAUAUGAUGAUGUCUCGGAUACUGAAGGUGAUUAUUAUGAUAAUGAAAACCAACAUGAUUAUAGUUCACAAGAUGCUAAAGAAACAAAGGAGUUCUACUCCAAGUCAAGCUGCAAAAGCAGCACCAAAUCAAGGAAGGGGACCGUUUCUUCUGGCCGAAGGAACAACUCCAGUUCAGAUUCAGAAAAUGACCACGAAAGCAGUAGGAGAAAGCAUGAAGUGGAUGGAAGUUUAACUCAGAAAAGCAGCAAAAAAUCUGCUGCAAGAGAUUUAAGCCAGAAGAGCAGUAAGAAAUCUACGGUAACAAAGGAUUUAAGCCAAAAGAGCAGUAAAAAAUCUUCUGCAAGAGUUGUAAGUCGAUCAUCUCAUAGCAGCAGCGAUGAGGAGUCACACGAUGGAGGUGUUCUUCUCAAGCGCGGUGACAGUAGGCCAUCACAUGAUGGAAAUGGAUAUUCCUUUGGCCUAGUGAGCAGUGAUAGCGAGGAAGGAUCACAUUUUGAUCGCACGAGCACGAGGGGGUCUGAGGAGGGAAGCUUUCACCAUUUCCAACAUUCCAGCAGCAGAAAAUCAGAUGAGGGAAGUGUUCAUUCACGAUAG
Molecule: messenger RNA, 1833 nt
Organism: Medicago truncatula (barrel medic)
Lineage: Eukaryota; Viridiplantae; Streptophyta; Magnoliopsida; Fabales; Fabaceae
Product: probable serine/threonine-protein kinase PBL26
Exons: 5
Coding region: 1-1833 (610 amino acids)
Biological process (GO): protein phosphorylation
Molecular function (GO): ATP binding; protein kinase activity
Source: RefSeq, a predicted model, not a curated record